ACAUUUUUGGCGCUCAGUAUACUCCCAGGAACGUUGAUCGCCGGACCUCCCGUGAACACAGUCUACGUACAACUUUCGAUAGAUAACAAUUACGUAACAACAAAUACGUACUUCGAAUUUUUCAAUUUUUUUUUCACUCGCAUAAAUUUCAACAGAAAAAUGGCCAUGCACAUGAUGGUAAGCAUGUUAAUAGAUGAAGUCACCAAACAUCCAGAGAUCUACAAUCCAGAUAAUAAAGAUUUUUCUAAUAAAGAAAUAAGAAAAAACACUUUUAAUACCAUCGGCAAAAGAAUUUCAGGUAUACCAGGCGAAAUUCUGCAGGCCAAAUGGGACAAAAUGUUAAACAAGUAUGCUGAUUUCAUUAGAAAACUGAGCAACGACGAUUCGUCUGAAGAAGUUUUGGAACAGUUUAUGAAAUGGCCGUGGGCGAAGCUUAUGCGUAACUUUAAACCAUAUGUUCGCAGACAAUUCCAAAUACCGGAAUUUCAACCCGCGAUACAGCUGAUAACUGAAAUAAACAUUCCGAAUUCAGCUACACGACCUUUGCACGCGAAAUCCGUUGUGGGUGAACCGUCUGAUAACGACACAACAUCCAGCUCUGAAUUUCCGUUCUCGCGGUCCACCGAGCAGGGACCUGCACAGCAGGAUGACGGUAACGAAAGUCCCACGAACGAAAACAAGACGCCAUUCACUCCGAAACUGGAGGACUCACAAUUCGUGCACCCGGUACCAGAACCCUAUUUCGAUGAAUCAAGCAAUGACAUUAACGAAAUUGUAAUCCCAAUGUGUGGUUUUGGAUUCGUAAGUCCCGAUCUAAUGGAAGGGGAUGACAUGUUGUCGACGCGGUCCCCCACCGAAGAUGAAAUUCAGGAAUUUGGGAAGACUAUGGCUGCCGGAAUAGUUCAAGACUUAAACGACUUUAAAAAGUUCAUAAUUACUACGGGCCAGUUCCCCGACACCGAUGACGACGACGACAAUGAUGACGAUUCCAAUGACGAUGACACGACCGACGACAAGAUCGCAACGUCUGAGGCGGUGGUGGCGACAAGAGAUGAUGGGCCAUCUAGUGCCAAGAAGAGACGUCAAGAAGAUCAGUCCGGGUCCGACAAAAACGUUGACAAAAGUGAUAAAGUCUGGACCAAAGUCAAUGGUAAUACAAGUCACUCGGGAGACAAUGAAUAUGACGGUCAGACGGAUGUUCUACCUGAUCUGCCACAACCCAAGCCAGUGAUCAAGAAAGGACCGUUGGAUUUUACUGCACAGGAGCACACAUUUCUCGCCUGGGCUAAGACGAUGAGUACAUUUACGGCUAAACGACAAGCGACAGUUAAGAUGCAAAUCAAUAAAAUCAUGUCUGAGGCCGAAUUCGAAGAUUUGGAUGACGAGUUUUUUGCUGCCAAAAAAGAGCCGUAUCGUCCUAUUUACACUUCACGCUAUUGAACAGAUCAUUUUAUUUCGGCCAGAUGUGACGGAUUGGAUUUACAAGUAUUUUCAUGGAACACGCUCCAGCGACAUUCUAUCAUCGAAAAUCAAAGUUUUCAUUAGAAAGAUUUAGAAUUAGAAUUUAGAUUAGAAGACUUUUUCAUUUACUUAAAGGUUUAUGCAUUUA
Aphis gossypii (cotton aphid) is the source of this 1609-nucleotide messenger RNA. RefSeq lists its product as uncharacterized. Gene Ontology annotation, biological process: regulation of transcription by RNA polymerase II. The record is from RefSeq and is a predicted model, not a curated record. The transcript is spliced from 4 exons. Gene Ontology annotation, cellular component: nucleus; transcription regulator complex. Bases 160 to 1440 code for a protein of 426 amino acids. NCBI's taxonomy places the organism in Eukaryota, Metazoa, Arthropoda, Insecta, Hemiptera, Aphididae.